UUCAUUUUCAUUUCCAAUUUGGAAUUUCACAUUGUUGUCGGCUAAGCGGCAGUCUUAAUGUUAGAUCCAUUUCUGUAAAAUUGUGGUUGAUUUUAGUGUUCUCGGAUGAUUUUAGUCUCAUUGAUCUUCAUUCAAUCUAUCUGAUUGAUUUUAUUAUUGAUCACAAAUCAGUUAAUUUAUAUAUUAUUUAUGGAGGAGCAGAAGAAGAAGGGAAUCCUAACCCGGUCUAAGAGGAAGCUGGAGAUGGAUGAUGUUCCAAUUGCGUAUAUGGAGGAGCAGAAGAAGAAGAAGAAUGAAAACCUAACUCUGGGGAAGAGGAAGAUUGAGAUGGAUGGCGGUCCAAUUGCUUCUAACAAGAGAUGGAAAUUGACUGCUCAUAGAACAGCAACAGCUGAAUCUCCUCAUCAGAAACUUCCUCAUGAGUGCAUGGUUUUCACACUGGGAAGCAUAUCAUGGAGAGAGUCGUCUACUCCUACUACCCUCCCUGUUAUUGCAGUUAGUGCUGGAAUCAUACAGGAAAAGAUGAAGAAGAAGGUGAUUUUGUCAAGGAUGAGUUUUUCUAGAUCAGCUAUAUAUGUUGGUGGAGCUCUUUACUGGAGGGUACUUACUAGAGAUCAAGGGUUUGGUGAUAACAAAGAAGAGGAUCAGGAGACGGAAAUGCUGCUAUGUUUUGACAUUCACAAUGAACAGUUUCAACUCAUUUCUCUUCCUCUUGAAUGUAGCUUAAAGAUCAAGACGGGGACAACGACAAUAACUACUGAGCAGGAGCAACAGUUAAUUGAUCAUCGUCUUUUGGAAUUUGAAGGAUCUCCCUGUAUAGCACGUCUACAGACUGGUGAGCAAAGGAAUAAUGGCAACUGUUGUUGUAAGGUUCAUUUGUAUGUAUUGAAGGACAGAGUCAAUUCAGAAUGGAGCGCAGAGAUUUUUGAUGUUUGUGAUAAUACUAGUAUGAUUCAAGAUAUGUCUAAUCCUCCUCCCUGCAUCAUAGCAACAGCUACUUCAUCUACGACUGCGACCACCACCACCGUCACAACUACUAUUACAGUUGCAGCUGCAGCUGCCACUACAACUGCUACUACAACUACUAGUACUACUACUCAUGCUCCUCAGCCAAUAACACAGAUAAUGUGUGCAUCUGAUAGAGUUAUCUUGUACUGGUUUGAUAACGUAUGUGUUCAGUUGUACGAUUUGAGGAGAAAACGUCUCAAGAUGGUGAAGUAUUCGCCUGUCGAUCCCACAAAAGAUGUUGAGUUGUUUAGCUGCGAGGUAAGGCGCCAUGUCUUCCUUAUUGAUGAUGUUGUUGAUGUUGAUAAACUUAUUUAUUGUAGACGGGAUCAUAUCGGCUAUAAGCUCCAUAGUUAUGUAGAGAACUCUCUCCCUCUUAAGAUCUUCAUACCAAAAGAAUGUACUAUCUUGCGGGAUUACAUGAACUGGUUGCUUGAAAACAAGGAUAUAGAGGAUGGACUAGGUUAUGUAUAUACGGAUGGAAAAAAUAGAACGCCAGAAUUUCAUUGUUUUUGCAAGAGAUUAUCCAAGGAAGGGUCUCGAUAAAAACUCAUCUUCAUUCAUCUCCAAUGAAAGACAGAAUGUUUCUCUUUUUUUCUUCAGGGUCAGCCACUGGAGGAAGAAAUGAAAUUUUCUUCUUGUUGACGAUGCCUUAAUACUCUGAACAGGUAAGCUUCUAUUCUCUGCGGUAUAAAAAGGGUGGUUAGAGAUUUGCAAGGCCUCGUGUAGUAGUAGAGGGGUAAGGUCCGUGGGUGGUAUUCCCGUGGCUGAGUCGGAAAGUCAGCCUGCAGCAGGGAUCAAAAAGAUUAUCAAGCCAUUAUAGUUUAUCAUGAAUCCGUUGUUAAGAAAGAAGAUUUGAUAUUUCCUUGGCAAACAAAGUUGCUCGCCUGGUGGUUCUCUACCUCCCGUUCUUCAUGUAUUAUGACCUCUUUAUCUUCUUUGCUGAUAGAGGUCUAGUUUCUUAGUUUUCUUUGUUGCUUCUUAUUCAGCUGUUUGUGUUGUGUGCGGAAACUUUUUGCUUUGCACCUUAACUUGGUUAUGUGAUAAGUCAGAUUCUAUUGUUGAGGCCCGUGUGUUUUGCCUUGAUAAUUUAUAAUGGUUCACAAGGGGCUUAUUUUUCUU
Molecule: messenger RNA, 2127 nt
Organism: Papaver somniferum (opium poppy)
Lineage: Eukaryota; Viridiplantae; Streptophyta; Magnoliopsida; Ranunculales; Papaveraceae
Exons: 2
Coding region: 190-1551 (453 amino acids)
Source: RefSeq, a predicted model, not a curated record